AUGAGCAAUUUGCAGAUCAAAGAAGCCAAGAUCAUCGCGAUGACGUGUACGCAUGCGGCACUGCGUCGCAACGAACUCGUCAAACUCGGCUUCAAAUACGACAACAUUGUGAUGGAAGAAGCGGCGCAGAUCCUCGAAGUCGAAACCUUCAUCCCGCUGCUCCUUCAGAAUCCAGAAGACGGACACAAUCGGCUGAAGCGGUGGAUUAUGAUUGGAGAUCAUCAUCAGCUGCCACCGGUGGUUCAGAAUCAGGCAUUCCAGAAGUACUCCAACAUGGAGCAGUCGUUGUUCGCUAGACUUGUGAGGUUGAGUGUGCCGAACGUCGAGCUGGAUCGGCAAGGACGUGCGAGAGCGCAAAUCGCCGAGCUCUAUCAGUGGAGAUACAAGGGAUUGGGCAACUUGCCACACGUCGAUGGGCUCCCGCAAUUCCAGAACGCCAAUGCCGGAUUCGCGUUCCCCUUCCAGCUCAUCGAUGUUCCCGACUUCAACGGACAGGGAGAGUCUCAACCAAGUCCCCAUUUCUAUCAGAAUCUGGGCGAGGCCGAGUACGCCGUCGCAUUGUACACUUAUAUGCGAAUUUUGGGAUAUCCCGCGGAGAAGAUCUCGAUUCUGACGACGUACAACGGACAGGCACAGUUGAUUCGCGACGUUUGUCAGAGGAGAUGCGAGGCGAAUCCGUUGAUUGGAAUGCCCGCCAAGAAAUGGUACCAAAAUAGGCUCAAAAUGGUUCCGAAUUCAGCAAAAUUGAUGGUACCAAAAUUCACUAAAAAUGGUACCCAAAUCCAUGAAAAUCAUCAAAAAUGGUACCAAAAUUCGAUAGAAAUAGUCUCCACCGUCGACAAGUACCAAGGACAACAGAACGACUACAUCAUCCUGUCGCUAGUCCGUACCCGCAACAUUGGUCACAUCCGCGACGUCCGUCGUCUCGUCGUCGCCCUCUCUCGUGCUCGUCUCGGUUUGUACGUGCUCGGAAGGUCCAAGGUCUUCAUGGAUUGCCUCGAAUUGACGCCAGCGAUGAGAAUCUUCGCGAAACUUCCCCGCAAACUGGUGAUCCUUCCAUUCGAAGCACACCCGACGUGUCGAAAAUGGAACGAGCGGUCGCAGGAUGGAGAAGCCAUGGAAAUCGAGGACACCAUUCAUAUGACGCACUUUGUCCGGGAGUUCUACAUGAGCAAUUUGCCGGCAAUGACGGAGGCGUACGAGGCGGCGAUGGCCGAGUAUCUGGAGGCUCAACGGAUUCUCAAUCCGCCCAUCGAUGAGACACAGAUGGAUGUGGAGACGGAGGAGGAGAGGCGACGACGUGAGGCGAUGGAGAGGAAGAAGAAGCAGGAGAUGGACGAUAAGAAGGAGGCGGACAUUCAUUUUGAGGACAUGGAUCAUGAGAUGCAGGAGCAGCCAGCUGGAAGCUCAGCAGCUCAGGAGGCUCCGCCCACGAUUCAGGAGCCACCAGCACAAGAGAAUCCAUAG
Messenger RNA from Caenorhabditis briggsae, 1467 nucleotides. Gene Ontology annotation, cellular component: catalytic step 2 spliceosome. The transcript has 5 exons. Bases 1 to 1467 code for a protein of 488 amino acids. Gene Ontology annotation, molecular function: helicase activity; mRNA binding. The record is from RefSeq and is a predicted model, not a curated record. Lineage: Eukaryota; Metazoa; Nematoda; Chromadorea; Rhabditida; Rhabditidae.